Rhizopus microsporus ATCC 52813 is the source of this 1038-nucleotide messenger RNA. Its product is annotated as SMAD/FHA domain-containing protein. The transcript has 5 exons. NCBI's taxonomy places the organism in Eukaryota, Fungi, Mucoromycota, Mucoromycetes, Mucorales, Rhizopodaceae. The coding region runs from base 1 to 1038 and encodes 345 amino acids. The record is from RefSeq and is a predicted model, not a curated record. Gene Ontology annotation, molecular function: mRNA binding; protein binding.
AUGAGUGACCAAGAUGGAUUUGCUGUACCAAGCUUACCUGCAAAGCCCAAGUCAACUACAAACAAUCAACCUUCAGCUCCUCCUUUAAGGUAUGAAAAGCCUUCUUGGUCUUCAGAAGCCAUGUUUGACUACAAGAUUGAGAUGCUUAAAGGUGGAUUGAGUGUAGAAACUGUUGAAGGACCAAAGAAGGAAUUUGUCACGAUUGGAAGAUUACCGAUUUGCGAUAUUCAAAUGGAACAUCAAUCGAUAUCUCGUUAUCAUGCCGUGAUCCAAUUCAAUCAAGACGGAGACGCGUUCAUUUAUGAUCUCGAAAGUGCACACGGAACCAUACUCAAUAAGAAGCGAAUAAACCCAAGGGAAUAUAUGCCAUUGAAACCAGGAGAUCAACUCAGAUUUGGUGAAAGCACGCGUAUUUGUAUAUUUGAAUCACAAAAGCCAUAUGAUCCUGAGGCAGAGCUGGAGGAAAAAAGGAGAAUUGCCCUCGAACAGCGUAUUGCAAAGGCUAAAGAAGAAGCUGGUAUUGAACCAGAAGAUGAAGGCGCUACAUGGGGUUUUGGAGAAGAUGCAAUAGAGGAUGAAGAUGAAGAGGAAGAAGAACAAGAAAAAUCAGGCGAUGCUAGCUUAUUGAAUAUAGAAGCAGAAAAGAUGGCAUUUGAAGACGCAAAACGACGACGAGAAGAUCUAGAAACGAUGUAUGGUGAUGACAGUGAUGAAGAGUUUUAUGAUAGGACAUCCAAAAAGAAAAAGAAGGAAGAAAAGGCACAGACACACGAGGAAUUAGUAGCAAAGCAGAAACAAGUGAUGUUACAGAUUCAACAGCUGGAAAAGAAAAUUGAUGAAAAGACCAAGGAAGAAGAAGCGAAAAAAGAUAACGAAGAAGAGGACUUGGACAGUUAUAUGCAAAGAUUAGACAAGAAUAGAAACUCGAGUGAAAAGUCAUUAUUCAGUCUUAAAAAGGAACUGACUCAAUUGAAAAAGGAAAAUGAAAAACUAGUAAAAUUAGUUAAAUUCACAAAGCCAUCUGAUAUUCUAUCAUAA